GCUUCAUCUUAUUUCAUUGGCACAUGUGAAAACAAAACAGUUCAAAAAAUUGUUCUUAAUUUGAUUAGGCAGAGACAUAUUAAACCAAUUAAAAUUUUUCCGAAGUAUUCAGACAACUCAAAGCUAUCAAAGAUGAAGUUUGUUGAGGAAUCACUUGAUCAAGAUAGUUUUUCUGAAGAAAAUAGUUCAGAUGAAGAGUUACGUGAAGCUUUUAAAAAAGGAAUUAUCAAGCCAGGCCUUAAUAUUCAGACAGCUAAAGAGAAAAUUUUUGCGAAUAAUAUUCCGAAAAUGAAAGAGAAAUUGGAUGAUUUGAUUUUGGAGCUCCCUUGGAUAGAACGACUUGACAUGACAAAUGAUUUGGCACCACUUGCACCUGAACUUGCAAUCCAAAUGGAACGUCAUGAACAAAAAAGAGAGAAUCUAUUUAAAGGCAACAAAAAGAUUCCAUAUGUAGCUCCUGAAAUUGAUCCAGUGCUGAAUGACUUCAAGAGAGAAAUAUUGUUUCAUCGUCAAGCUCAGGCUGCUGUGACUGAUGGUAUUGCAAAGUUAAAGGAGCUUGGAAUAUCAACUAAGAGACCAGAUGAUUAUUUUGCUGAAAUGGCUAAAACAGAUGAGCACAUGCAAAAAAUAAGAAAACAUUUAAUUGCAAAGCAAGAAGGUCAGCAGCGUUCCGAGCGUGUUAAGCAACUUCGUGAGCAACGAAAAAUGUCAAAAAUAAUUCAAAGAGAAAACCUUGAGAAAAAGCAAGAACAGAAAACAAAAAUGCUUAAUGAUUUGAAAUCAUUCCGAAAAGGAAAAUUAAAGAAUCUUGAUUUCCUCGAAGAAGAAAAGCGACCUUCACAAGGCAGGCCAAAGGCAAAAGGCAAGCAUUUAAAUAAGAAACGACAAGAAAGAGACAAGAAAUUUGGAUUCGGUGGCAAAAAGCGCGGAAUGAAAAGGAACACAAAAGAAUCAGCUAUGGAUACAAGUGAUUGGUCAUCAAAAAGGAAUCGUGCUGGAGUCGGUUCAAAAGCUUUGAAAAAUAAAGGUAAGAAAAGCAAAGCCAAUCAACGACCCGGAAAGAGUCAACGUGUAAAAAAUCGAUCAUAAAAAAACAAAUUUAAUUAUAUGAUGUAAACUUUGACAAAAUAAAAAAGGUUUUUCUCACUCACUUGAAA
Messenger RNA from Clunio marinus, 1157 nucleotides. The record is from the annotation of a GenBank genome assembly. NCBI's taxonomy places the organism in Eukaryota, Metazoa, Arthropoda, Insecta, Diptera, Chironomidae.